Messenger RNA from Neopelma chrysocephalum (saffron-crested tyrant-manakin), 7808 nucleotides. RefSeq names its product phosphodiesterase 5A (gene PDE5A). Lineage: Eukaryota; Metazoa; Chordata; Aves; Passeriformes; Pipridae. Gene Ontology annotation, biological process: signal transduction. Bases 42 to 2612 code for a protein of 856 amino acids. The record is from RefSeq and is a predicted model, not a curated record. The transcript has 21 exons. Gene Ontology annotation, molecular function: protein binding; 3',5'-cyclic-GMP phosphodiesterase activity.
CCGGCAGCCGCGGCAGGAGGCGGCAGAGCGGCGGCGGGAGCAUGGAGCGCUGCUCUGCCCCCCCGCCCGAGCAGGAAGCGGUGGAAGCGUGGCUGGACGAUCACGGCGACUUUACCCGCUCUUACUUUGUUAGGAAAGCUACAAGAGAAAUGGUUAAUGCAUGGUUUGCUGAGAGAGUUCACACCAUCCCAGUCUGCAAGGAGGGAAACAAGUCCCAGAGCGAAUCCUGUGCUUGUCACCAGCCUGCCUGUGCCGAGACCACCAGCCCUGGGACACCGGCAAGGAAAAUCUCUGCUUCGGAAUUUGACAGACCCCUAAGGCCUAUUUUUGUCACGGACUCGGUAGGAGCAGUGAGCUUCCUCUCAGGCUCUGAAAAGAAGGAACAGAUGCCUCUGCCAUCUCCAAGGAUUGAGACCAGUGCAGGGGAUCAGUGCUCAAGACUAUUAGAACUCGUGAAAGACAUUUCCAGUCACUUGGAUGUCACGGCGCUCUGCCAUAAGAUCUUCCUGCAUAUCCACGAGCUGAUAGCAGCGGACCGCUAUUCCCUGUUCCUGGUCUGUGAGGACAGCUCCAAUGAGAAGUUCCUCGUCAGCAGGCUGUUUGAUGUGGCAGAAGGCUCCACCCUGGAAGAAGCUUCCAACAACUGCAUCCGCCUGGAGUGGAACAAGGGCAUUGUGGGGCAUGUGGCAGCCAUAGGCCAACCUCUGAACAUCAAGAACGCCUACGAGGAUCCAAGAUUCAAUGCAGAAGUUGACCAGAUCACAGGGUAUAAGACUCAGAGCAUUCUCUGUAUGCCAAUAAAGAAUCACAGGGAAGAGGUUGUUGGUGUGGCUCAAGCAAUCAACAAGAAAUCUGGAAUUGGUGGCACCUUCACUGAACAAGAUGAAAAGGACUUCGCCGCCUAUUUGGCCUUUUGCGGAAUUGUCCUUCACAACGCGCAGUUGUACGAGACGUCUCUGCUGGAGAACAGGCGGAAUCAGGUGCUUCUUGACCUUGCCAGCCUGAUCUUUGAGGAGCAGCAGUCUUUGGAAGUAAUCCUGAAGAAGAUAGCUGCCACUAUAAUAUCCUUCAUGCAAGUGCAGAGGUGUACCAUCUUCAUAGUGGAUGAAGAUUGUCCCGAUACAUUUUCCAGUGUGUUUCACAUGGAAGCUGAGGAAUUAGAAGAUUCUGCUGAAAAUCUGAAGAGGGACUACGACACAAACCAAAUCAAUUACAUGUAUGCUCAGUACGUCAAGAACACCAUGGAGCCACUCAACAUCCCAGAUGUCUGCAAAGACAGAAGAUUUCCCUGGACGAAUGACAGUGCAGAAAAUGUAAGCCAACACAUAAAGAGUUUGCUGUGUACACCAAUAAAAAAUGGGAAAAAGAAUAAAGUGAUAGGCGUUUGCCAGCUGGUGAACAAGAUGGAAGAAAACUCAGGAAAGAUCAAGGCUUUCAACAGAAAUGACGAGCAGUUCCUGGAAGCAUUCGUCAUCUUCUGUGGGCUGGGGAUCCAGAACACACAGAUGUACGAGGCUGUAGAAAGAGCCAUGGCCAAACAGAUGGUGACAUUAGAGGUUCUCUCAUACCAUGCUUCUGCUGCUGAGGAGGAAACGAGGGAGCUGCAGGUAACAGUGGCUGCUGUGGUGCCAUCUGCACAAUGCCUCAACCUGACCGACUUCUACUUCAGUGACUUUGAGCUGUCAGACUUUGAAACAACGCUGUGCACGAUCCGCAUGUUCACAGACCUCAACCUGGUGCAGAAUUUCCAGAUGAAGCACGAGGUUCUCUGCAGAUGGAUUUUAAGUGUAAAGAAAAAUUAUCGGAAGAAUGUUGCCUACCACAAUUGGAGACAUGCCUUUAAUACUGCCCAGUGCAUGUUUGCUGCUCUGAAAUCUGGUAAAAUUCAGAGCAAACUGACUGACCUAGAAACACUGGCUUUGCUGAUCGCCACUCUGAGCCACGAUUUGGAUCACAGGGGAGUGAACAACUCUUACAUACAAAGAAGCGAACAUCCGCUGGCCCAGCUGUACUGCCACUCGAUCAUGGAGCAUCAUCAUUUUGAUCAAUGCCUUAUGAUCCUGAAUAGCCCAGGAAAUCAGAUUCUCAGCAACCUUUCCAUUGAAGAAUACAAGGCUACACUGAAAAUGAUAAAACAAGCCAUUCUUGCCACAGACCUAGCACUGUACAUAAAGAGGAGAGGAGAAUUUUUCGAACUUCUAAGGAAGAAGCAGUUUAAUUGGGAAGACCCUACACAGAAGGAGCUAUUUUUAGCCAUGCUGAUGACUGCUUGUGAUUUAUCAGCCAUAACCAAACCAUGGCCAGUCCAGCAACGGAUUGCUGAGCUUGUAGCUACUGAGUUCUUUGAUCAAGGAGAUAAAGAGCGGAAGGAACUCAACAUAGAACCAACAGAUCUAAUGAACAGAGAGAAGAAAAACAAAAUUCCCAGCAUGCAGGUUGGAUUCAUAGAUGCUGUUUGUUUGCAGCUGUAUGAGGCCCUAACACAUGUGUCAGAGGCCUGCUCCCCUUUACUGGAUGGCUGUAAAAAGAACAGGCAGAAAUGGCAAGCCUUAGCUGAACAGCAAGAGAAGAACCUGAUUAAUGGAGAGAGCAAUCAAGGCAAACGGAACUGAGAUGCUGAUUUAACAACCACAAGCUUAAGUUCACGUAGAAGACAUAGUAAUAGGGGAGUACUGCAUUUUGCUGAACACUGUAUGAAUCUGGCUUAUGUUUUGCCACUGCUGUAUUAUCUUUCCACGUUCCAAGAUAUAGCAUGACCAUGUAUAUGCCAAGAGAUAGUAUGUGUCUUUUAUUACAUCUGAUUGAGAUGGAAAAAGACCUGCAAGGGUAGUUUUUGCCCCUCUGCUCCAGCAGAAGGUACUAGAGCAGUGACUCAGCUGUGCCCGAGAGCCUCUGACUUUCCAGAUGUAUAUAGUUGUUUGGUGAUCAUGUUGUGGCCAGUAUCUUACAGACUACUGCAUUUCGCACCUUUUUCUUUUCCCUCUCCCAAUCUUGCUGUGUUAUGUUAUAAAAGUCAUGAGCAGUCUCACCUGUUCUCUUCCCAGAGGCUCAGAGGGAAGACUGGGACUCGCUCUGGGGAGCCUAAUCCAGCAUAUACUAUGUUGACCUCCUUCAGAAGACAGAACUGGGCUCUGAGGUGAAAAGCCCCAGAAUUUAUGCACCCAGUAGUUCAAUUUUGGGGUUUUUUUUCAUAUCAAAUGAGUGUCUGAGCAAAUGUCAUAUUACAUUUGAAGAAAUUUUUAAGACCCUGGUGAAAUACUAGGCAACAAGGGUCUUAGGAGUUUUGAGGUGGAAGUGUCACAAUUAUCCAUGAAUAAUGGAAACUGCUCGAAGACUGCUGAAAUGUCCCAGCAUAACUGACAGGCUGCCAUGCAAGGAUGAUGGAAGGAUGGCUCCCACAGAAAGCUGCAAGAAGCACAGAGAGAAAUGGAAACUGAAGAGGAUCAUUUUUAUCUGCUGGUUUUAACUUCAUUUGGAAGUUGAUUUGAACAUCAUCCAACUGACAGAGGGGAUCGCGGGCAGAAGAGAACGUGACUGCAAGAGCAAGAGGUGACAAUGUGAGUCAGACAGAUGCAGGAAUGGCACAAUCCUGGUGACUAUCCAUGACUGAUUCUUUAGGCCAGUGUUGCUAUGAAAUGGCUAUGACCACUUGGAAGGAAGUUUUAUGUUAACAUCUUUUAAAAAUCAUUUUUAGCAUUAGUUAACAAUGAUUAAUCACAGCAUCUUUAAAAAAAUUAGAAAAAAAAGAGUACCAAAAGCAGAAAUAGCCAAGAAUGCUACAGGGAUUUGCCAGUUGUAUAUGAGGCAUUAAUCUUCUGAAAAGUAAGAAAUCAAUUAACUUGCACUAGCAAAAACCCCAACAUUGGUAUUUUAUUUAAAAAAAGAUGAUUAAUAAAAAUGGUUGUGAAUUGGGAACCAAUUAAAGAAAAUAUGCACAUGAGACAGAUCCCAAAAGAGUAAAACAAAGAGAGUACUAUUCCUUGUGUAGACAGAAUCAGGAGAUGAAUAUCAGCAGUCUAAACCGGAUCAGCAGUACCUGUAACUUUGGCUGCACAGACACACACAAAAUAGUGUGGAUUUUUAAUGUGUAAUAAUGAUUCUCCGGUUAAAAUCAGCAAUUGUGUUGGGAAAAAGUAACACAUUUGGGAUUGUACUUUGAAAUAUGGGAAUUUAUUUCUAUCAGAAUAAUCCAGAACGUUCUAGUUGGAAACUGCAAUGAAUUAUCAACCCCUCCCCUUGUAAGAGCUGGUCAGAAAGAAGUGAGAAGUCCCCCUUUUUAUCAAUUUCUUCAUUUAGAUAACUUAUACCAGAAGCUAAGAAAAUAUAAAGCAAAUGUUUCAAAAUGUCUGACGAUACUGAGUUUCAUAGUUGAAUAUUUUUUUUUAAUGUAGAAUAAGGUAUUCUGACAGUCAGCAGCAUUUCUGCCAACCUAAAUUAUUUGUCACUGAUUAAAUCCUAUCUCAGACUUCUCUAAUGAGCACCAAUAAUGUAUUAUUGCAGCUGAAUUUCAAAAAGUAUUUCUCCUGAUUUCCUUCACACAGAUUUAAAAAAAAAAGUAUGGAUUUCAAUAAUAAUUCAGAAUUCCAGGACUACUGUUAUGCAGUGCUCCAUAUGUGUAUUUAUAUGCAAAUGACAGCAGCCUGCCCACCCCAACAAAAAGGUUUUAGGUACUUUUUGAUGAAUAGGAAACUUUGCUUCAGGAUUUGCAUAGUCCUUGUAUAGUCUUCUCCUUGAGUGCUUGAGAUACUGAAAUAUAAUUAUUACACUAACUGAUGAGAUACAUAUUUAAUAUAAAUAUGAAUAAAUUAUAUGUAUAUAAAGGUGUACUCUAUUAUGGUUGAGACUGGUAAUUCAUGGUGACAACACAGCAGAUAACUAUGAUAAUAUUACAGUGUAGUGACUGAGCAUCUUUUACAUUAAUAUCCCAGUAUUUCUUUGCUAUAUUGUGUGUCCAGCAAGGCUUUAUUAUAACUAAAUUUAUAACUGCUACAGAAGAGUGAUAGAUUCAUACCUUUGACUUGAAAAAAAGGGCAUGGCAUUACAUUUUUUAAAGGUUCACUUACAAUGAACAGUUAUAGAGUAUGUGCAUAUAUUUAAUUACAUAUCUGUACACAUUUAUCCCACGGAAUCUCUUCCACUACAGAGAUUGGAACACAGGUAUAAAUACAGUUCCUAGUAAAUAAACCAUUUAUUUAUCAUAAUACACCUGUAUCUGUAUAUAUUUCUACAAAACCAAAGCCUUUAAACUACUGGUUUAAGAACCUUAAAAGCAUAGACUGCUGUAGUUCCUGACAUUUCAGAGCAUGAUCAACGAUUUUAAAUAGUGUUUAAUUCUGCCUGAAGGCAAAGUCAGAGUGUGCUGGUUCCAUGUCAGCUUUGUGUGAAGCAUUUGCAGAAACUGCUCAUUCCUUUCAUAAUGCAGAUAUGGGACAAUAUGGGGAAAAAAAAAAGCCAGCCUGUUUCCUGCCUGGAGUUCAUUGCCUUUAAAAUUCAACAUUUUCAAACCCAGCUAGUGGAUUACAGCCACAAGCUGUCCUUCAUUUCCUCAUGAGUUGUGUUUCUAGUUAUUUUAGUCAGGUCUCAAACAUUUUCUCCCCAAUUUAUACUGUCUAGCUAAAACAAUCAGUGGGGAUUACACAAGAAACCAGCUGAAGUGGAGUUUUUCCCUUGGUCAGUUCAGACUAAAGUUUAUUAAAGUCAUUGUCAAAUUCGAUAUUUCAAUCUUCAAGUACAGAAUUUAUCCCACCAAGGUCUCAAUGAAGAUGUCUAAGUUAAUAUCCUGCUUGAUCUCAGAUAUGGACAUAUUUUCUUUUAGACUCACUCCACAACAGAGUUUAAUGCUUAAAGAACACUUUUCUUUCUGUUUUUGUUCUCCUUCUUAAAAAAAUUACUUGUCACAUGUAUUAACACACAUAAAAUUACUGAUUAACCCUACCUCUUCUAAUUAAAAAUAACAAUGAGGUUCUUAAGCUGUAGGUAGUACUUCUUUUCCAAUAAGUUAGUCCCACAUCCAAUAUUAGCUGUAGAACAUCUAGGUUUUCUAUUAUCUCACACAAUUAAAGAAAGGGGAGGAAAAUAAUGUGAUGUUGAUUUUGGAGAUGUAGUGAAUUGUUAAUUAGCAGUUUAAAGUUAAGAGCAGAUUAUUUUCCUAACUUCAAGUGAGCUAGUGAGAAAAGUAAACAACCUAUUCCACUGAUGAUCAGCUGAUCUCUCCUUAGAAGAGAGGACUGAAGCCUGAUUUUAUGUAAAGAUAAACUUUUCACCUCCAAUCCAAAGCAUUUUACCAGGCAGUGGCAUGAACUGACAAAAUCAGAACACUGUCUAAUUCAUAUAUAAGAUUUUUUCAAAAUUCCCAGGUAACUAAUUUUCCAACGCAUUACACAGAAAAAUUAUGAAGAGUCAAAUCUAGUCCCAUAAAAUUCGGGGAUGUUGCCCGAGUUAUUUGGUUGGUGUCCCUUGCAGUUCUCCAUAGAAGACAGCAGAGAGUUCUCAUGGAAAAAAAGAAGCCUCACUGAUAAUAAAUUCAUACAUUUUUUAAAGGUUUUAUAAAGAUCUGGUAUUUCAGGCAAAUAUAUCUAUUGGCUUUAGUUUGGAGUCUUGUCUCUGUAAUGCUCUGGGUUUUUCUCUUCAUGUCAAAUCACGUGCAGUUUACAUUCCACAAGGUUUCAGCUUUAUUUCACAGUUCCCUGCUGCACUUCUUCAGGGACUUGCACUAAUUUGAAAGAUAAACUUGAACAUUGGAGCUUGAAUAAAAGAAUGAGUUUGGCCAGAGUAUGGUAAAUAAUGAAAGCUGGAUUUUUUAGUUUGGACUUUGACAGGAAGAAGAAACAUCUCAGAAUCUGGCCUGGUGAUUAGUGACACUUGUUAAAUACAGCAAAUAGUGCCAGUGGGAUAUUUUAUCUUUGUCACUGCUAGAUGAAUGGAAGUUGCAUGGGAAAGUUUAUUUUCCACAUAAAGACAUUUGUUUCCAUAGAGAAACUGAGAUCUAAGUACCACUGUUUGUAAAUGUGUAUUUUUGUGACAAUGCUGUAGAAUAGCCAGUUUUCACUUAUUUUCACAGCAUGAGCUGGUCAUGCCAGGGUCUAAAGCAUGCUCUGAUGCCUAUUUAAAGCCAGUCAUACAGAUUCCCACUUGCCUCAGUGGGAGUUGGAUUGAGCUGUAUAGAAAGUGAAAGAAUGGUCAAAUCCACCUUUUUUACCUUCAAGGAGGGACCAAACUCUUACCCUUGGCAACACCUGCCUCACCUGCUCUUUGCUGUGUUCAGCUCUUCCUGCUGAUGCAUGAGGUACCUUACAGAUGGAACUUAAGUUGGAAUUUGAGCCCUCUCUGUAUUCACAUGGGGGACACCUGCAUGUGUCUCUUAAAGAAUGUAGUGUGAAAUGCACUGUAAAUAGUUUUAAUAUACAUUCCUAUUAUGGUUUAAUAAAAAUCUUAGUCACAGUCACCAAUCACUGAGUGUGUCCACUUGUAAUCUUUUAUCUUUGAAAAAAAUUUGAACAAAUAUAUAGUUUCUGGGCACAGUAUUUUUGUACUAGUUUGAGGGGUUUCUCUGUAUAUUAUGUUUUGCCUGUUCGCAGUAUUAAAGUCUUCUGAAUGCUGUGUGUUCUUUCUUGCUUCUGUCCUAUGACUUCUUAAAGUAAAGCUGGUUACAUUACUUUAAAGAAUCAUUAUCCCUACUUACUGUACAGCUGAUAGAGAAUACAGAGUCGGGAUAUUUUCUAUGGUCAGACUGCUGCUUAUUAGUUAUUUCCUCAUUCUUCUCUUUGUACCGUUUUCAUGCUUUUUAAAAUAAAAAGGAUGAUGUCAAA